Molecule: messenger RNA, 1009 nt
Organism: Patiria miniata (bat star)
Lineage: Eukaryota; Metazoa; Echinodermata; Asteroidea; Valvatida; Asterinidae
Product: small integral membrane protein 13-like
Exons: 2
Coding region: 308-574 (88 amino acids)
Source: RefSeq, a predicted model, not a curated record
GAUCGAUCAGGGAAAAAAACUUAAACAGCUGAUCAAAUCAUUGCAACAAAGGUCUUGACGUCGAGAACUGACAACUGGCAAAUUUUGCCAUAAAUUUACGAUCUCCCUUGAUUUUGCUUGGACUUGUUCAUAUUUGUGUAAAUGUGAAAAAUAGUAACCGAUCAGAUGGUGCCAUGAAGCAAGAACACUGUUUUUCUGGGACGAUUUGUCGGCCAGGCAAACGGAAUGAAAGUGAAAAGCUGCUAGAAAACUACCGUGAUUUGUGUGUGUCACACUCACAGCUGUAUUCUUGACCCGAGCAACAACAAUGGCAAAUGUCGAGAUACAAGACAUCAUCUUAAUGAUCGUGUCUUUCCUAACUUCGCUGGCGGUGGUGCUCAUCUUUAUAGUUGUUGGUUGGUACAUUGUGUGGGUGGCCUUCCUCUCUCGUUUCAAACUGAUGAGGGAGCUCUUGUCGGUCAACGAUGAGGAAACGUCAAAAGACAAGGAAGCCAAGAGCUUGGCAUCAUCAUCAUCAUCAUCGGCGAGCUCAGAGAGGAAAGGAAGACAGCAUGUGACUAGCCAGAGGACGUAGCAAAGAAGGACCAUCGGUCACUCAGACUCUUGCCCUAUCCGAAGGCAUUGUUGACUGAACUUGUGAAGAAAAUGGAGACUUUGUGAAGCAUUAUGGGUAGUUCACUUGCAGUGCGCUACGCAGCCCCUCCAAAAUGGCUGCAGUGCAAAGGGCCUAUGUUGGGUUAGUGAUGCUCAAAUGGACUAACUGGACAUGCAUGCAUGCUAACCACAUUACCCAAUACAUUAUGUGAAUAGUCCAGACAGUGACCUCUACUUUUAUUGUGGUUCUACAUGAGGGUACAUGAACAUUUACAUUUUUGUAUUGUGAAGGUGAACAGCGCCCUCUCUUGGUUAGGUUAUGCAAGUAACUUAAAAGUGUUCAUGGUCUGCAUGGAUUUUUUUUCUGCAUGAUUUACAGUGAAAUCUUGAUAAGUCAAACCUCAAGGGAACAGGU